AUGACGGUUCAAAGAGAUAGAGUGACAAGCACUACUCUCACAAUGCCCAUGGAGCAAGCAUUCAGGCACUGCGAUAAAGACACGCUGAAGAUGGCCAUGCUGAAACAUGAAGAGACUUUCAGACAGCAAGUUAACGAGCUGCAUCGCUUAUACAGGAUUCAGAAGCUUCUGAUGCGAGACCUCAAACGGGAGGUCAAGAGCCAGAGGAACCUGUCCACCUCGCCGAACGGCAGCUGCACCGAGUACAACAUAGGAGCUCUCGGCAUGUGCGCCUAUGAGCACCGCUACGCCGCUCGCGGCCGCGGCGGACACGUCGCAGCAGCGACGCCGACGCCGCGCACCGCUCUCAGCCUCGACGUCGUGGCGCCAGUCGUCGAGUACGUGCGGAGCGCGGAGGAGGAGGACGACGACGAAGCGGAGGAAACCGACGACGACGCGGAGCUGGAGCUCACGCUCGCCGUGGGUGGGGGCGGGGCCAAGAAGAGGUACGGCGAGUACCCGUCCGGUGGGGAGAGCCUCUCGUCGUCGUCCACGGAGUCCGACGUGCUCACCGUCUCCGGGCGUGAGUGGCGCCAGGCGCGCGGCACGCCGUAUCACAAGAGGAGGCAGGCGACCGAGCUGGACGUGGUGCAGGUGGAGGACGGCGUCGGGGUGCUGCCGCCGCCGCCGCUGCUGUUCCACUGGCUCAGCCUCAAGAUGGCAUGA
This is a messenger RNA of Miscanthus lutarioriparius, 705 nucleotides long. The record is from the annotation of a GenBank genome assembly. Lineage: Eukaryota; Viridiplantae; Streptophyta; Magnoliopsida; Poales; Poaceae.